AUGGGAAUUCAGAAAGACAGAGUGAAAUUUAAUGUCGGAGGCAAGAUCUUCGAGACCACGGCGACCACUCUCGCCCACGCCGGCCGGAACUCCUACUUCGGCGCCAUUUUCGACGGCGAUUGGAAUCUCUCCGAUUCCUGCAAGGAGGAGCACUUCAUCGACCGCAACCCUGAUUGCUUCGCCGUUCUCCUCGACCUCCUCCGCACCGGCUAUCUCCACGUUCCCCCCACCCUCUCAGAGAAGCUCCUUUUCCGAGAAGCCGCUUUCUACGGCCUCCUCGACCACGUUCGCACCGCCACACGCGGCCAAUUCGACGGCGACAGGCUAAGAUUCUCCCGCUCCGUCGCCGGCCAGGCCCCCGGCGACGGCACCGCCAUCCGCGGGGCUCCCGACGGCGGCUGCGCCGUCGCGCACGGCAGCGUUGUCCACGUGUACGAUUGGAAUUUCGAAGAACACCCCACGAUCAACUUCGAUUACCAGCGAAUCAACGACGUCGGGUGGGCCGACCCGGGAACCCUCGCCGUCGCCGCCUGCGAGCGCCUGAAUCGCUCGGGAGCCAGCGCCGGCGGCCUAGCCCUGUUCUCCGCUGGCAGCGGCAUCCUCCGACACCGGUUCCAAGUUGCCCAUGAAGAUCAAUUCAAGACCUACACUGCAGGGGCUUUGAGUUUCAGCUCAGAUUACAAAAUUUUUUCCAGCUGUAAGGGAAGGAGUAACGAAUAUGGAAUUGGAGUGUGGGAUCUAAUCACCGGAAAACAAAUUGACUUCUAUUAUGAGCCAAUUGGGUGGUCAUUGGGUGAGGCAGAUAGGGUUCAGUGGCUAAAUGCCACCAAUUGUUUGAUGGUUGCAACUCUAUUUCCCAGAAAGGAUGACUGUUACAUCAGUGUUUUAGAUUUCAGGGAUAAGAACAACAUGGUAUGGUUUUGGUCGGACACUGGAGCUCCGGCAUCGGACGACAGGCGGGUACGGGAUGCUGUGGCGGCAGAGGAGGGGAUGUCAAUUUGUGUGGUGAAUGAGUAUGAAGAUUUAGGGUUUAUGGAUUUAAGGAGUAGUGCAGGGACUGUGAGGUGGUGCUCAAGAAGUAGGCUGGUCAUGAAGGGGAAGCUGCCGGAGGAGCCGUGUUAUCCAAAGCUGACAUGGCACGAAGGAAAGCUAUUUUCGUCUAUGAACGACAGUAUUUCGGUGUUUUCUGGGCCAGAUUGGGUGCUGACGUCAAGGCUACGUCGGAGCUAUGGCGGCUCGAUUUGUGACUUUUCGAUUGGUGGUGAUAGGUUAUUUGCUCUUCAUAGUGAGGAGAAUGUGUUUGAUGUGUGGGAGACUCCUACAGCGGCUAUAAUCUGA
This is a messenger RNA of Thlaspi arvense, 1338 nucleotides long. The record is from the annotation of a GenBank genome assembly. NCBI's taxonomy places the organism in Eukaryota, Viridiplantae, Streptophyta, Magnoliopsida, Brassicales, Brassicaceae.